AUGGCAAACUCGGUGGCUAAUGUUGCACUACUAGGGGUUUGCAUCCUGCAAAUGAUGAGCUUACUUGUGCUGCAAGCUGACGCCAGGGCUUUCCUAGUGUUUGGAGAUUCCCUCGUGGACAAUGGUAACAAUGACUUUCUAGUGACCACUGCUCGUGCCGAUAACUACCCUUACGGUAUCGACUACCCAACUCACCUUCCCACCGGCAGAUUCUCCAAUGGUCUUAACAUUCCGGAUCUCAUCAGUGAGCAUUUGGGUCAAGCGUCUCCACUGCCUUACCUGAGUCCUAUGCUGAAGAAAGACAAGCUCCUAAUCGGCGCCAACUUCGCUUCCGCUGGUAUUGGAAUCCUUAACGACACCGGUAUCCAGUUUGGGUGUAUUGGUAAUUCCAAUGCAGUUGAACAUAAUUCGGAUCACGAAGCAGUUGGAGUACUUCGAGCAGUACAAAGUAAGAGUGAGUGGACUGGUCGGAGAAGAGGAGAUGGAGCGGCUCGUUAA
Eruca vesicaria subsp. sativa (arugula) is the source of this 498-nucleotide messenger RNA. The record is from the annotation of a GenBank genome assembly. Lineage: Eukaryota; Viridiplantae; Streptophyta; Magnoliopsida; Brassicales; Brassicaceae.